Molecule: messenger RNA, 1782 nt
Organism: Cyprinodon tularosa
Lineage: Eukaryota; Metazoa; Chordata; Actinopteri; Cyprinodontiformes; Cyprinodontidae
Gene: trdmt1
Product: tRNA aspartic acid methyltransferase 1
Exons: 10
Coding region: 73-1716 (547 amino acids)
Molecular function (GO): methyltransferase activity
Source: RefSeq, a predicted model, not a curated record
CAGGCCCUCCGGUCCGCUAGGUGGCGCUGCUGCGCCCUCGGGCUGGUUAUCAGCCUCCAGGUGUCCGCCGCCAUGCAGCCUCUCCGGGUGCUGGAGCUCUACAGCGGGAUCGGAGGCAUGCACUACGCCCUGAAAGAAAGCGGAGCUCCUGCCAAGGUGGUGGCUGCUGUGGACAUCAACACCACAGCCAAUAAGAUCUACAGGCACAACUUCCCAGACACGCCCCUCUGGAACAAGACCAUCGAGGCUAAAGCUUUGAGCCAAUGCAGCUUUCUUCUACUGGUGUCUUGCAGGUUCAGCAAGCUGCCCGGUUUUAUCCUGCUGGAAAACGUCAAAGGCUUUGAGAUCUCCUCUGCCAGGGAGAGAUUGCUGCAGACGCUGCUGGGAUGUGGAUACACCUUCCAGGAGUUCAUGAUCUCCCCAACAAGUGUGGGGAUCCCAAACUCCCGUCUGCGUUAUUUCCUGGUUGCUAAACUUUCUGGACAAAACGCCGACAUCCAGACAGAAACAGAGGUUGGUCUACGCUGUGAUCGCUCUGCAUCCAGAUCCCAGCAGGGUUUCCAUGGCGACUGGUCGCUGCUCCUCCAGAGCCCCAUCCAGAGCAGAAGGAGAAUGAGUCAGCAGCAGCAGCCUGUUAGCUGGGACGGCCUGGCUGAGGUUCUACGCCCAGCAGAGGAAGGACUUCCUCCUGACGUCCUGUAUAAGCGGGAGACGCCAGCAGAGGAAGAAGCUCCUCCUGACGUCCUGUAUAAGCAGGAGACGCCAGCAGGGGAAGGACUUCCUCCUGACGUCCUGUAUAAGCGGGAGACGCCAGCAGAGGAAGAAGCUCCUCCUGACGUCCUGUAUAAGCAGGAGACGCCAGCAGGGGAAGGACUUCCUCCUGACGUCCUGUAUAAGCGGGAGACGCCAGCAGAGGAAGGACUUCCUCCUGACGUCCUGUAUAAGCGGGAGACGCCAGCAGGGGAAGGACUUCCUCCUGAUGUCCUGUAUAAGCGGGAGACGCCAGCAGAGGAAGGACUUCCUCCUGACGUCCUGUAUAAGCAGGAGACGCCAGCAGAGGAAGGACUUCCUCCUGACGUCCUGUAUAAGCAGGAGACGCCAGCAGAGGAAGGACUUCCUCCUGACGUCCUGUAUAAGCGGGAGACGCCAGCAGAGGAAGGACUUCCUCCUGACGUCCUGUAUAAGCGGGAGACGCCAGCAGACGUGCAGAGGAAGUGCAGUCAGAAUGAGAACCUGUCCGUUCAGCAGAUACAAGCCUUCUUAGAGCCACAGGUGAAGGAGGACAUGGAGCCAUACCUGCUGGGAGCUAAAACGCUGCUGCGCUACGCUUCCAUCCUGGACAUUGUUCAGCCUCACAGCAGGAGGUCCGUCUGCUUCACCAAAGGUUACGGACGUUAUGUGGAAGGAACUGGAUCAGUGCUGCAGUGCGACUUGGAGAAGGAGGUCAGUGAUGUUUUCUCCAAUGUGGACCAGCUGUCUGAGGAGGAAAAGCUGCAGAAGCUGAUGGAGUUAAAACUGCGUUACUUUACUCCCAGAGAGGUGGCCAACCUCAUGGGCUUCCCUCAGAGCUUCUCUUUUCCAGACGGCGUCUCCAUCAUCCAGCAGUACCGGGUUUUGGGAAACAGUCUGAAUGUUCUGGUUGUGGCCAAACUCCUACGACAGAUGCUGUCUGAAUAUUUUGGACGUUCUGAAGGAGAACCCUCUACGCUUCCUUAGGAAGUCCGACCUCUGGUACCGCGGUCCGAUGCUCGCAAUGCAGAAGAUGAUGGAAUCAAUCAAAAU